GUGCACGCAGCACGUCGUCGUAGUACGUCGUCGCUACGCUGAUACCACCAACGCACCACGUUCGCGGCGAAGCGCGGUGGAUCCGCAACGCGCGAUGGCGGAUUUCGACGCGAUCUACGAGGAGGAGGAGGAAAAUGAGCAGAAUUUGGAAGAGCACUACGUCGCGAUGGUACCGGACCCAAUUGUGAUUCGCGGGGCUGGCAAUAUGACGGUAUUUGGUCUCAGUAAUCGCUUCGAAUCGGAAUUUCCCAACGGCCUCAUGUCCCGUGUGGCUCCAGAAGAGUUUAAAGCAACCGUUAUGAGAAUAAAUAGUGUGUUGAAAAAGACUUUACCCGUUAAUGUUAAGUGGUUAUUCUGCGGUUGUGUGUGCUGCUGCUGUACCCUAGGAUGUUCUCUGUGGCCUGUCAUUUGUUUGAGCAAGAGGACUCAACACUCGUUAAACAAAUUAUUAGAAUGGGAGAACAGUAGGCUCUAUCAUAAACUGGGGUUACAUUGGAGAUUGGCGAAACAAAGAUGCGAUAGCUCGUCCAUGAUGGAAUAUGUUCUUUUAAUUGAAUUUAUUCCAAAGAUUCCAAUCUAUAAGCCCGACUAAUAAGCAGUGGUAAUAUAUCCAAGAUGUGCAAUUAACAAAUUAUAAAAUUUUGUGCAAAUAGUCAAGUGCAACUGCAACUGGCAUGCAGAGAAGAUUAAAGUGCCGCUACGAUGAUAUAGGUACUUUGUAGUACUUAUGCAACGCAUAUUUUUGUAAAUACCAUGGGUAGGAAUGCACAGUACAAUAAUUCGACAUUAAUAAUGAUUUGAUGGCGUUUUAAUCAUAGAGAAACAGAAAGAGAAAGCGAGAAAGAGAAUUGCGAGUUGUUCGUAAAAGCGCGAGGAAUAUUAUAAAUACAAAGCCAGGUAAUCAUUUUCUCAUAUAUAUUCUUUAUAUUCGUUUGAAGCAUUGCGGUAUAAAUGCGAAUCCUAGAGUUUUUCAUCAUUUUCCUUAUUUUCACUGAGAAUCUUGAGCGCUGAAGACACCGCUUCACAGCUUGUUUGUCAGUUUUGUUAGUUGUCGUGGAAGUGUAAUAAUCUCAAAUCAUUUUUACUGAGUUCCUUGUAUAUUUGGUAAUCUGUACAAUUUGAUAAUCUGUACUCGUCAGCUAGAGUUUAAGCGCGUUCAGGUAAGAAAUUAAUCUGAUUCAGUACAACGAAUGUAUUAAAGUACAGAUAUUAACGUAAAAAUGAAUAGGUCUCGCUAACAAAUCUGUCUAAUCAUGCGUGAUGCAACAUACGUACGCGCCCGUGUUGUACAUACAUACGUGUACAUAUAUAGAAACUUAUUUUAACUAUAGGUUAAUUUCUUACCACGGUGAUAUUAGAAAGUAUGAUAUGUAAAGCGCAGCUUUACUUUCUGAUAUAGAUUUGACACGAUAUUUUAACAUGAAACGAAUCAUCCGAAGUUUAAGAAGCACAUAAGAGCCAUUACGUGCGAUCAAAGUAUCAAUGUAGAUUUUAGGACACGUAGAUAGCAAUCGCUGAUCAAUAUGAAAUAUAUCGACGACGAUGGAAAAUUUUAGUUGCGAAACGCAACGAUAAUAGGGCAAACAGUACAGCUACAGAAUAGCACUGGCGCAGUUUAUGGGCACAGAAGGACAUAGGAAGUAUCGUAGAAGACUACCUUGAAUGAUUACCAUAUUGGCUCUUGCUUCACGAAGGCCAAACAUUUAUGAUUUUUUACGUACACUAUAAUAAUUUCGUGUCCUUGUAGCUUCAGAAAAAUUUAUACGGAUAUUUCAACAUUUAUUUUCUUUUUAAAUUGUUAAAUUUAAAUUUAAAAAAUGUCUUACAAAUGAGGGGAAAUUUGUCAAUAAAUUUUUAUAUUUUGCGAAUAACAAUAUAUUUCAGUCAAUUUAUUACGACACAUUGUGGUACUGUUUACCCUAUUUUUUGUUAUUGAUACAGUUUUCUUAAGACGGGAUUAGGAUACCGAAAUAUCAGGAUGACGUCUCCCAUGUAAAACAUCAAGAAACUUGGUUGUGUAGGCACUAUUUUAUAUUGCAGUUUAAUAUGAUUUCGCACAGAUAUUUCUCCACCAACAACCUGUCUAACGCGUGAUAAUGCAGCUAUUAUCGGCUCUACAUUGUUUUCACAUUAACUAGAUUGUGCAAAUUUACUCGUUAUCAGGCGCCCCCAAGAAAUAAAAAGAUUGUAGGAAAGCAUGCAAAAGCAUGUGAAAGUACUACAAGCGUUUCUGUUGCUGUUCAGUGGCUGUGAUCGAGAACAAAAGACUAGCUUUGAAUUCGAAUGUGUAUCGCAAACAACUACACAUAAACGCUCCGUGCUUUAUCUCAUGAGGUUCUACAUUAAAGCCUUUUAUAGAAUACCAGAUUUACUCUGUUUCUCUAAACAUUUGUACUUAUUCUAUAGAUUUAACUAAGUUGUCAAAGCAAAAGGAAAUAUUGCAUUAGAGGCGUCUGUGUCGAUUUGUAGAUUAAUGAGAACAUAAUUACCAUACUUGAUUUCAGUUGCGGACUCGUAGGCGAAAAAUGAUUUAUCAUUAGUGUCUUGAAAAAAAAAUAUGAAGCUAAUAGAACUACUUAUAUACAGAUUCUCAUUUCACUCAAUGGAAAUAUCGUGAAACGAUUAUACUCUCGAUGAUCUGUUGAAUAGUUAACGAUGUGUCGAAUAUAUUAAGAGUGUUGUAAGCGCGAUCGUGAAAAAAUUACAUUACUGUAUUCGAACAGGUGUACGAACGAGCUACUUAGCCCGUAACUACUUUUUCCCGAUAAGCGAGUAAAGUAUCAAUAUUUCUAUAUGUCCGUUUAAACGUGUUUGAUCCAUUGAACAAACUUACAUAUAGAAACCGAGAUGUACUGUGUAAUGGAACCAUGCAUUCGUGCUUUUUAAACUGGCUAUCGCGAUCUCUCUUGAUAGCAUAUAAAUACUAAAAAUAAGGCUGUGUCAAAUCCGGCAAAGUGAGAGACAGUAUGGUUCUAAACUAUGAUUAAAAAACGAUUCUCACAUAUUUCUACGAAGAUUGUUUAACUCGCCGACGAGUAGAAGCGUAUUUUAUUCGGUUUUGCUCGCGUUUCUAAAUCAACACGGUCUAAUUAUCUCUUUCUUGAAAUACGUACACCAAGUAUCAGAAAAAAAUGCAAGUAAUAUAACUAUUAUAUAUAUAGUUUGCAAAUAAUGUAAUUACACUUAGUUUAUUAACUUAUUAAUUUUUUAGAAUACUGUUAGUAUAUUAGGUAUGCUAAAAAAUUAAUUAAGUCUAUAUAGCUUUACAUACAUGUUUACACAUGAAAAUUUACACGAUCUUUUCCUCGCAUAGACCGCAAACUAUGUAAACUCUGUAAAAAAACAUUCUUUUUUGUAAAUAUUUUUUAUAUAGAUUAAUGUAGUAUUAUGUUAUCGGAGCAAGAAAUAAUUGGCAUUAAUUAACGAACAUACUUUUAUCAAAUUAAUUGCAUGUCGUUCAUUGCAAUGUAAAACAAAUAAGUAUAAAGUUAAAUGUAGUUUUCCAAGACGGAAGAUCUUAUUUUGAAAACAAAGAGGAAAGUAACAAGUUAUCUGCUCACAAAACGUCUGUCUAGAUUACACGGCAAUACAUAGUUUACAUGGUUUACAUGUAGAUAUAGAUUAUCGAUGUUUACGCGUAAUUUAUCGAGCAGUUAGUUUGUUAACAAAACAAUUCACACAAAGAAAUCGUGCAUUUUAAGCAAGUACACACGUCUGCAGUCUGAAACUAUUUUUCAACUCGCGUUGUGUUUUAUAUAGAGAAGCUCAGCUAGUAUUAUAUACAUGUUGGAUGUACGAACGAAAAGAAAUAUCAUAGCAUCACACUACUCGAUAAAGAUUCUUUGCUCAUAUCAUUCAGUGCAUCGCACAUUUUCAUGAGUGUCCAUUGAUGUACACUUGUACGGCAUUAUGAAAACAGAUGUAUAUCGCAUGAAGACCAAUUAUCCGAAAAAUUGGUUUAUAUUUUAGAUCUGUUUCAUUUAUUAUUACUUAAGAGAUCGAAUAUAUCACACUUGAAGGAGUGGAAGUAUUUUUUCAGUAGGACGGGUUUAUAUAAACCGACAUUAUGCCAAGUUAUACCAAUGUAAAAAUAAUAUAAAUGAACUAAUAAUUCAUGGAAUGUAUAGUGAGCGAAUAUACAAUAAUGAUGAUAAAAUGGCAAACCAUCAGAGAGAAAAGGAAUAUAUUUUUGAUAGAUAAAAGAGAAAUGUUAUGAAUAAUAAUUAUUGGGAAAUUUAAAUUUUCGAUUUGGUGUUGAAGAUCUUGAAUUUUGAUUCGUCAUGAUUUCAGGUUGAAUAUUUUUUGUGCAACGUAUCAUGAUAAGAUAUUAACAACAAAUUAAUCAGUACGAAUGAAUCACAAAGCAUCGCAUAUCAUGUUACAUUACAUUAAACUGUACAUUAAUUACAUUAUAUUAGAUGUGUAACUUGCCAAAGCAUUUAUUUACAUAACACUUUCAAGCCGAUAGAAGAAUUGUAGUUGCAACGCAUUCUUGACGCAGGAGCGGCUAAAUAGUGAAAUUAUUGUCAAGCUAUUAUGGUUUCAACAUGUGCCUUUCACUCGUGAACUUGUGUGUGAAUCAUAAAUGUAAAUAUUAUAUGUUAAUAAUAUAUGUUAAGAAAUA
Linepithema humile (Argentine ant) is the source of this 4624-nucleotide messenger RNA. Its product is annotated as cysteine-rich hydrophobic domain-containing protein 2. The record is from RefSeq and is a predicted model, not a curated record. NCBI's taxonomy places the organism in Eukaryota, Metazoa, Arthropoda, Insecta, Hymenoptera, Formicidae.